AUGGACCAUUCAAAAAGGUCAAGCUGGAGGGUCACAGUGGACGGGUGUCUGACUCCAACCCAGAACAUUCAGAAAACAAGAGAACGACUGCUAGUGGCUUUAGAGGCAGCUUCCAGAGGCUGCCUGGAUUCCUUGACUCAACAUCCAGUCCACCUUUGUUCUUCUGCGGUGACAUCUCUUACUGUUGACUGGCCCUUCUGUCUCCCUUUGAUAAAUACCCUUAUAUUACAUCGGGCCCAUCUGGAUAAUCUCCUCAGCUCAAGACCUUUAACUCUAGUUGCAAGUAUGCACGGACUAGAAAGAAAUGAGAAGUUAGCUAUCUAUAUUGACCUUCUGGAGGACACUGUUGCCAUAAAUGCGUCAUUUAAAUAUUGCAACAACAGGACCCACACCCCUCGCAUCACCACCUGCAGCCCCCGCGCGGCGCCGCCACCCCCGGGAGUCCUGGGUGGGCACCUGCAAACUCCGCCUUGUGCACCUGCGGCCCUUGAGCCGGUGCUAGCGCCUGAUCGAGCCAGAGCUACGGCCAACGCGGGGCUGCAGCUGCUGGGCUUCAUCCUGGCCUUCCUGGGCUGGAUCGGCUCCAUCGUCAGCACCGCACUGCUUCAGUGGAAGAUUUACUCCUACGCUGGUGACAACAUAGUGACAGUCCAGGCCAUCUAGGAGGGGCUGUGGAUGUCCCGCAUGUCGCAGAGCACCGGGAAGAUCCAGUGCAAAGUCUUAGACUCCUUGCUGAAUCUGAACAGCACUAUGCAAGCAACCCGUGCCUUGAUAGUGACUGGCAUCCUUCUGGCUAUACCCAUCUUUGUGGCCACCAUUGGCAUGAAGUGUAUGAAGUGCAUGGAAGAUGAUGAGGUGCAGAAGAUGUGGAUGGCUGUCAUUGGGGGAGUGAUCUUUCUUAUUUCAGGUCUGGCUAUCUUAGUUGCCACAGCAUAGUAUGGUAACAGAAUUGUUCAAGAAUUCUAUCACCUCAUGACCCCGGUCAAUGCCAGAUAUGAAUUUGGUCAGGCUCUCUUCACUGGCUGGGCUGCUGCUUCUCUCUGCCUUCUGGGAGGUGCCCUACUUUGCUCCUGUCCCCGAAAAACAACAUCUUACCCAACACAAAGGCCCUAUCCAAAACCUUCACCUUCCAGUGGGAAAGACUACGUGUGACAGAAUCAAAAGGACAAAACCGUGUUGGAACAACCAGAAAAUGGACAUUGAAAUACUGUCAUUGACAUUGAGAUCUUCGACUUUUGACUGUUAGAGUCUGAACUAUGGUAUAACCAAAAAAA
Molecule: messenger RNA, 1274 nt
Organism: Sus scrofa (pig)
Lineage: Eukaryota; Metazoa; Chordata; Mammalia; Artiodactyla; Suidae
Source: RefSeq, a predicted model, not a curated record